UGUUGACUCCAAUGUUUAUUUAUUUUUAAAAAACCCGUCUAAGCAAUUUAUUUCUUUAUCCUAAGUUAACCUUUUCUGGACUCUCUCUUUAUCCAUUUAUUUUUGUUUACUUGUAAAUAGAGCAUCAGGUUUUCCAUUCAAAACUAAACAUCAGCGCAGCUUUUGCAGUUUGGGAAUUUCUUAAGAAUCUCUGGUUUGAUAAUGUGGGAUUAAGUUAUGGAAAUAAAUGUAAAGACAGGAAAUGCUUCUGUCUACAAAUGGAAAGCACCUCAUGUUCAUGUUCUCACCAAAUAACUAAUAACGGCAACAACGAGCAUAGUUAUCGACCUGGAAACUGCUGGACAAAAGCAGGACACAGCUUCAGCCGCCUGCAGGCUCACAUCGCUGCCUCCCUUUUAAUGAGCAGACGGGGGUUUCCAGUACAACCAGUAGCUCCAGUACCAGCUCUACUAUCAGCUCUAUUGACUUGAGAAUUGAGGUCAUACUGACAAAAAUACUGACAUAAAUAAAUAUAUUUAAAUAAAUGUUUAUUAAUGUGGCAUUCAGAGCUACAGUCGCCUAUGUUGUCUGGCAAUGGAAACCAGUAUAAACUCUCAGUUGUAACUUAUGGGCUGCUGCUAAAUAUUUAGCUGACAAGCUAAAUAUUUAGAUCAGAGCUAAAUUGUAAGUAUUUAUCUUGGAGCUAAAUAGGUUAGCUAAAUACUUAUUUUGAAGCAAAAUAAUGUGUCAGCAAAUGUGAUAUUCAGCUUACUAACUGAAUAUUUAGCUUCAAGAUAAAUAUUUAGCUAGCCAUUUUAGGUGGUAGGCUAAGAUCGUAGCCUUUUACCUAAAUAUUUUAUCUGGAGCUAAUCGAAAGAUACAUAUUUAACUUGCUAACGAAAUACUUUGUUUGCUAAUAAAAUGUUUAGUUUGGAGCUAUAUUGGGUUAUUUACAGAUUCUGAAAAUGCGGAUUUCAGUGAUGGAAGACAUGGAAAUGAGAAAAGCAGUAGUUUUUUAAAACAAGUGUGUGCUUUAGCAACAUUUCCAUGCUAUAUAGGAGUAUGAUAAAAGAGAAAAAGACUUGAGUUGCUUUGGCAGAAACAAAACUUUCCUUUUAGCCCGAUGUAAGUAAUUGUUUUAUUUUGGAUGUUAGGAUGCAGUUAGUCAACGUGGGGCGCAGCGCUGCUCACGGCCUGGUUCCUGUUAUAUCACACUCUGCAGCCGCAGGCCUGGCAGACGUAGAUCUGCUUUCUGGUGGCAUGUUAUGUUUCUGCUUCUGUUCUAAAAACAAAAGUUCAGCAACUCACUCAGAGAAACCGAAAAACAUUCCUGCAGAAAUUACUUUUUCCAGUUAUCUAAGUAUUUCUGGCAUUGCUUUCUUUCCACCAGCUUCUCUUGUGAGUGACCCGGUCUUAUUCUUUUAUUAUUUUUAACACACUGCUUUGGUAAGCUAGCUGUACGCAGCAGGUUAAUGCUCAUGCAGCACCUUGCAGACCACCACAGUGUGAGAAAGAUUGCUUUAGAGUUACUCUGUUUGUUGUUGACAUCAACAGAAGAUGUUUAUAAAUGUUUCCACAGUUUGGACGAAAAAGAGCAAAACACACGGUUGGACCUCAUGAGGGGCAGAAUGUUGGUAAAGGCUUUAGAAAUUAGGAGGAAGAAUAAGAAUGGAAGGAAAUCAGAGCGGCACAGAGCUGAGUAAGUGGAGCAGAACCAGAGCGUCGUCGGUGAGGGAGGGGCGACCCGGUGUCUCCGACGGGGGUUGGACAGAGGAGCAGACGAUCUCAGGAUUCACGCCGUGUUCGGACAUUUUUCCUGGACGGUCUGAACAGAACAAAGUCCUGGAGGACCAGUAGGAGCUUUUCCUGGGUCCUCAGAUGUUCUGGGUUCCUUCGGCCUCUGGGUGAUGGUUCGGUGGCGCUCUAACGGCACCUGUUGAAGUCCGGGGUCGUCAGCAUGGUGGCAGGUCAGAGGCCCGGUUCUGUGCUGGGACACCUGCUGACCUCUGGGUUUUCCUCUCAGAACCACAACAUGGGGAAACAGGAGGAGGAGUCCGGCACCAAGCGCAGCAAACCGGUUCCCAGGGUGGCGGCGCUGGCGAGCCUGCUGCCUCCGGUCAGAGCCACUUCGCUGAAGAGGAUCGGCCAAACUCUGCAGUUUCUGUCCCUGCAGCGCUCCGUCAGUUUCCGUAACGAGAGUCGAGCUUCAACUCUACCAAAUCCUCCGACUCUUCCUCCUUCUUCCUCCUCUUCCUUUUCCACGAUGACGACGCGUGUCGUGUCCGCGACGGUCUCCGGCCCUCCGUCCGGCACGACCAUGACGCGGGUUUCCACGGCAACAGGCCCCGCCUCCAAGCGCCGCGACAGCAAACUGUGGAGUGAGACGUUCGACAUCCGAGUCGGAGCGACUCUGAGUCCAAAGGAGAUAAAAAGACAAGAGGCCAUUUUUGAGUUGGCUCAAGGAGAACAGGACUUGGUGGAAGACCUUAAAUUGGCCAAAAAGGCGUACCACGACCCGAUGCUGAAGCUGUCCAUCAUGACUGAGCAGGAACUGAACCAGAUCUUCGGUACUCUGGACUCACUCAUACCUCUGCAUGAAGAUUUGCUGGGUCGGCUACGAGACGCCAGAAAACCCGACGGAACCACAGAAAAUGUCGGACACAUCCUGACCGCCUGGCUGCCGUGUCUCUCCUCCUACACGCCAUACUGCAGCAACCAGGUUCAGGCCAAGGCCCUGCUGGACCAGAAGAAGCAGGACCGGCGGGUCCAGGACUUCUUGCAGCGCUGCCUGCAGUCUCCGUUCAGCAGGAAGUUGGACCUGUGGAACUUCCUGGACAUCCCUCGCAGCCGGCUGGUGAAGUACCCGCUGCUGCUCAGAGAGAUCCUGAAGCACACGCCCAACGACCACCUGGACCGGCAGCACCUGGAGGAAGCGAUGCUGAUGGUGCAGAGCGUGGUGGCGGACAUCAACAGGCGGACCGGAGAGUCGGAGUGUCAGCACUAUAAGGACCGUCUGCUUUACUCAGAUGAAGGACGGCGGGACGAACUGAUCGACCGAUCCAAAACGCUCAGCUGCCACGGAGAGCUGAAGAACAACAGAGGAAUCAAGCUCCACGUGUUUCUGUUCCAGGACAUUUUGGUGAUCACCCGGUCGGUUUCGCUGAACAGCCAGCGGGUUAGCUACCAGCUCUGCCGCCAGCCAAUCCCCAUCAGCCAGCUGGACCUGGAGGACGUAUCGGACGGCGAGAUGAGAGUGGGCGGGUCCAUCAGAGGGGCCUUCAGCAACAACGAGCGAACCAAGAACUUCUUCCGGGUUUCGUGCCGGUCAGGAAGCCAGCUGCAGACGCACUGCUUCCAGGCGAGCGACGCCUUCAACAAGCAGCAGUGGAUCAACUGCAUCCGGCAGGCCAAGGAGGCGGCGGGAGACCAGACUCCUCAGACGGAACGGCGUACAGAACCAGAACCAGGAGAACCAACCGAUUCGAGCGAAAAUUCAGAAAUCAAAAACGAAACUUUGGCAAAGACAGAAGAUCUGAAUCUGGAAGAUGCUGGUUUAUUCUCAGAAAGCAUGAUGGCCGACAAUGAUGGGAUGUCAUCAGUAGAACCAGAGAUGGACGGUGAGACAGAGUCGACACCAGAACCAGAACCACCUGCAGACUGCAGGAUGGACCAAGAAGUAGAGACUACAGGUGGGAAGGACACUCUGAACGCAGAGGAAGAGGAGGAGGAGGAAGUCAGCACAGACGCCGGAGACAACGAGGAAAUGAUCUGCAGAUGCUGACGGAGAAUAAACUGAACUGAAUUCAACCGAAUAAAGAAUCAGUUCAGAUACUCAACAAAAUGUUGGUUCUGAUGGUUAAUAUUAGGACAUUUGUGAAUUUCCAACAACAAGCUGGGUGUUUUUUAUUGAAGUUUUCUUACACGGCAAAAUCACAAAAUCUUACCAAGUAUUUAAUGUCUAGUUUCUAAUCUUAGUACAUUUGAAUUAAGAUAAAACUAACUUAGAAGGAACUUUUCAGCAAAAUACAGGAGCUGGUUUUAAACCAAUAGUUCCUUAACAUUUAUUUUAAACUCAAUCCACUGGAUUUUUUUUUACUCUUUUAUAACAUUUUCCCAAAGUUAUAGGUAAAACAAUCUGCUAGUUGAAUUAGUACUUCUUCAUUAAUGAUUGACUUUUCUGAGUUUCUUGCGGCUAAUUUUUCUUUACAAACUCUGAAAUUUCUUCGCUCUUUUCUAGAAAAUUUCUGAGAUCUUGUAUCUUCUUGCAAAUUUUUAUUUUAAAAACGUGCUAGAUUAUUUCAGUCAUAACAAGACACGUUCAACAUAGUGAAAUAAUUUGCCAGUGGAAACAGAAUUUGGUUGCUAGGUAACGGGGCUUAGCUUGGCUGGGGUUGCUAGGUAACGGCACAGGCCCCUUAACUUGAAAUAAACUGGCAGUGGAACUAGAACAUUUUCAUCAAUAUUUAAGAAUUACUGACUAUAACUUAGUUACUUGUAAUUUAUUUGACUUAUUUCAAAUGUACUGAGAUAUUUGCAGUAACAACUAGAGCAAAAAUACUUUUUAAAUAAUAUUUUGUGUUUUUGCAGUGUAACUUACAAGUUCCAGUGUUAAGUUCUUUAGAAAGUUAUGACAUUAUCAAUGCUUGUCAGUAUUUGAAAAUUGUGACAAAACAAAAUUAAUUAUUUCAAUAAUUUAUCAUCCAGUAAAAUGUCUUAUUUUAACUAGAUUCUAGUGAAAAACCUAAAAUUUUGUUUCUGGAGCGAAUAAAAUUAAUUUGCCGAUAUAUUUGGUUUUGUUUGCCGCAGUAGCUCAUUUAGCCACUCUGACAGAUGGUGGCGCUGUGUUUAUUGUUCCAACAACUCUCACUGUAAAAAAUGGGUUUAUUUUAUGCUGAGCAUUCAGCUUUACUUUAUGUUUGGAAAAAGAAGCCUCAUACGGUUUUAUCCAGACGGGUUUUAAAUGCCGUUUUAUAAACAUUUCACCGUUCGUCUCAGCUGAACUGAAACUGGGAGCUGACCCAGUUUCAGUGGAAAUGGAGAGGAACCCAUUUAGCAGCAGAACCAUUAAUCUUUUAGAGCAUUUUCCUUUUUAAAAUCACAACCAAGUGUUAUCGGUUUAUGUUUCUGUAUAGAUUCCAGGUGGUUUUUGUGCAGAGAAAACUGUUGUACAUGUAUUGUACAUAAAGAAUGUAUAUGAGGAAUAUGUCCAUAUGAAUGCCUGAACCAUUGUUUAUUAAUAUGCAACUCAUAAUUCAGGAAUAUUGAUUGAGCCAAAUGUGUCCUAGUGUUGAUAACUGAUUGCGCAUCUCAGAAGCACUGAAAGGAAACAAUCCCCUUUAUUCUGCUGCAUCCAAAAAAAAAAAAAAAACAAGGCAUUCAUGAACAUCUUUGUUAAAUCAUAGACUCAAUAAAUUUUGUCUAAAUGAU
This is a messenger RNA of Poecilia reticulata (guppy), 5406 nucleotides long. RefSeq names its product Rho guanine nucleotide exchange factor (GEF) 3 (gene arhgef3). Gene Ontology annotation, biological process: positive regulation of Rho protein signal transduction; intracellular signal transduction. The record is from RefSeq and is a predicted model, not a curated record. NCBI's taxonomy places the organism in Eukaryota, Metazoa, Chordata, Actinopteri, Cyprinodontiformes, Poeciliidae. Gene Ontology annotation, molecular function: guanyl-nucleotide exchange factor activity.